This is a messenger RNA of Mizuhopecten yessoensis (Yesso scallop), 609 nucleotides long. Its product is annotated as metabotropic glutamate receptor 4-like. The transcript is spliced from 3 exons. Gene Ontology annotation, cellular component: membrane. Gene Ontology annotation, biological process: G protein-coupled glutamate receptor signaling pathway; regulation of synaptic transmission, glutamatergic. Gene Ontology annotation, molecular function: adenylate cyclase inhibiting G protein-coupled glutamate receptor activity. The record is from RefSeq and is a predicted model, not a curated record. The annotation marks the transcript as partial. Lineage: Eukaryota; Metazoa; Mollusca; Bivalvia; Pectinida; Pectinidae.
AUAUUUGUAUUGCCCAGCGACUGUCUAUUUCUCGUGACUCUACAGACGACGAUUUCGACAACACAGUGAUGAAGUUGAUUGGAAAUGACCGAGCAAAAGCCGUAGUAAUGUUUGUCAACGAAGACAAUUCCAAGCGCCUCCUCCGGGCGUUAAUGCGCUCAAACCGAUCCGAUACUCUGUGGUUCCUAGCUAGCGAUAGCUGGGGCGCCAAGGUACAUCCGGUUUUUGGACAGGAAGUAGCGGCUGUGGAUGCCGUUACCAUUCUUCCUAAGCGACACGUUAUAGAAGAGUUCGACGAGUACUUUCUGAACCUCUCUCCCGAACACAACACCCAAAACCCGUGGUUUGCAGAAUACUGGGAGACAAUUUUCAACUGUAGCAUCAGUCGAAAAGCAAAGACUAGGAAACGGUGCUCUGGUAAGGAGAACCUAAGGAGCCUCAGUGUUGGGUACGAACAGGAGGGACUGGUACAAUUUGUUAUAGACUCUGUGUACGCCUUAGCUCACGCUCUACACGAACUACUGGCAGAUAAAUGUAAGGGACAGUACAGACACUGUAACCUGUCGGGCAAGGAAAUCCUCGCCUACAUCAGAAAUGUCACUUUCGCAG